UAAGUGGAAAUUUUUUCAACGACUGGCGUGGAAAGCAGACGACAAGAAGACAAGAUGGAGGGUUCUACUCCCGAGCGCAAGAUGGAUAGCUGGUAUUCUUGGGUCGUCUGUGCAGCAUUAUUUUUCAUAGAAUUUAUAGUUAUGGGUCUCUACACGUCGUUUGGUACCUUGUUCGUAGCACUGAUCGAAGAGUUCAACGCUUCUGAAAGUUCAGCAGCUUGGGUCGGAUCUGUCGCCUUCUCCAUUUGCUACCUGAGUUCGUUCCUUGUCAACAUGCUACUGCCUCGCCUUGGCUACCGUGCAGUGUGCUGCAUUGGAGCUGUCUUGUUUGGCACUGGGCUUCUAGUUUCAUCAUUUGCCACCUCUAUUUCAGUUCUAUUCGUGACAUAUGGAAUAGUCUAUGGCGUUGGUUGUGGAUUGAUUCACUUUACGGGGAUCUUCGUUAUACCCAUGUUUUUUAAAUACAAGCGUGGAAUCGCCUAUGGUAUAGCUCUCAGUGGACAUGGUAUUGGCGCCCUUCCUGUCGGUUACAUGAUUGAUCUACUUAUUUCAAACUUCGGGCUAAGAAUUACACUGCGCAUGUGUUCCAUAUUGGCUGUUCCUCUUUUUAUAUGUGGUCUUACUUUUGGCUCUACACGGGUAAAGAAGAAGUGCAAAUGUGAUAGUAAAUCAAAAUUAGAGAAAUUCGAUACAAAGUCUUCAAAAAAGAUAUGGAAAAACAAGGCACUGGUGGCAUUCUCGAUUGCUAUGUGGAUGAACGGAUUCGGUUACUACAUUCCAUCUGUUCAUUUGAUAAACAUGGCCGAGGGCCAAGGUGUGUCUUUGAUGCAAGCAACCUUGCUACCAAGCUCUAUCGCACUUGCACAGUCGGUUGGCAAAAUCGUCUUUGGACAAAUUGCGAUGUGGUACCGCAACAUAAACGUGGUCUAUUGCUGCCAGGCUACACUUUUCAUAUGUGGACUGGUAACGACUUUUUGCCCAUUGCUGACCAGUUUUGGCGGGAUGCUUUCUUAUACGAUUCUCUAUGGUUUUUUCGAUGCAUGUUCCACAGUUUUCACCCUCAAAGUGAUUGAAGAUAUCGUUGGCGAGCACAGCCUUGACAGUGGAUAUUCUUUUGAAAUGGUUGGCAUGGCAAUAUUUAUGCUCAUCGGACCACCAGCUGCGGGAUUCCUGUAUGAAAUAACUGGCUCAUAUGCAAUACCGUUCUUCCUAUCUGGCGGUUUUUCAACAAUAUGUGUCUGCCUCUUGUUCUUAGUGCCAUUUUUGAAAGACAAAGAUACUACUACAAUAGACUAUAGCGAAAAAUUCAAGCGCAAAAUUUCAAUAUUAAGUACAAGCUCGACCAGUUCCUCGUCUUCUGAUGUUUCUAGGUUUUCUGAUGAUUCGGGUAUUAGUUUACAAAUGGAAGCUGAGCGAACAGAAAAUCAGAUAUCAGUACGAAAGCCAUCAGUUACUUCUUCGUUAUCUUCAUCGUCCUGUGAUGGCGCGUCUCUAUCAGAUUAUGAAACUGACGAAGUUUUGGAAGUAACGUAUUCCGAUGAGGAAAAAGAAAGCAUUCAAAUUAGUAUUAAUGAGGAGGAACAUUACAGUUUAAACUAUGAAAAGAUUAAAGAUUCAUGUUGGCUGAUAGGGAUCGCUGAUAAUAAAUUAGAAGAUUUCACUGCUGCAAGAGAAACAGUGGUGUAGCUACUUGGGAAAUUCGGUAUAGAAAUUGUUUAUCGAUGCAAAGAAUGCUUUCCACAAGCUGCUUUCACCAUCUGCAUCCACCAAAAAGUAUUUGACGAACGAUUGGGAUAACCUUCAAAUGGUUAUACUCUCGAGAGGAUAUCAAGACCAUGGCAUGGCAAAUAUUGUUGAAACUGAAAUGUUGAUUGGAUAGCAGCUGGAAAGCUAUUCAAGAAAAAAUUGAUAGAUUUAACGUUAUGUGACGUUAAUGACAUAGUAGUUUAUGUAAUUCCGAGAUAUGGAACAAGAUUUACUAAAAGUUUUUCAAUAACAGAUAGUGAUAAUUUUCAUCUUAUACUUGGUAUUUCUUCAUUUUAUAGACGCCUAUUAUAGUUUAUUUCCUAUGGGGCAAUAAAUAGCUGUCAAAAUAGUGAAUACGAUUUUUUUGUAAAACGGGAAAAAAUUUGAAUUCAUACUAGUAUUUGGUAAGAGCGUUGUGUAGAUCAACUAACAUUAUAAAUAAUUAAACAUUUUACCUGCAGGGGAAGUCUUUAUUCUCAAAAUAUUGAUAAAGUCUUAGUUGUCACAAAAGUCUCUGCGAGCCAAAUUGACUAUCAAAUAUGGGAUCUAGCGAAUUAUUUGUUUGCAAGUUCCUUAUACAUUUAAUGCCUAUAAAGUAGCUGUUUUAGAAUUUAGAAGUGUUACAGGAUGUUAAUUAAUCAAACUCUGCGACUCUACUAAGCAUCCUAUUCUAGAUCAUAGUAAUUUAACUUAUUAAAAUCUUGCCUGCUAUAGUAUCACAAAGGUUUGUUGCUUAUAUUUUUUAGACUUUUCAAAUUUAUUGUUAUUUCACAUUGACCAAAAUAACUAUUCUUCACAAGGGCUUAAGAGAUCAAUUAUUUCAAGAUUAGGUGUAUAUUUUGUUUCAUAGUUCGUUUUUAGAAUAACACUCCAAUUACGCAAAAACUUUGUAUUGCUUUAAAUUAUGUUUAUAGUCAAUUUGUCAAAACGAUGUAUAUAUUUAGAAUUUUAAGAAUUACAAUGCUUGAAAUCUUGUUUCUCCUUGCUUGAUUUUUCGAACAUCGAUAACCAUGUUUUAAGUCAUCAUGGUUUGCAAUACUCUUUAUUGUUUACUGGAAAUCGUAUUACCUAUUGAUAUUUUCUGAUCUUGUUAUCAUGCUACCAAUAAAUUAAAAAAUGGCCUGCAAUCAGGGGCGUAAUUAUUGGGGUGGAGGAUGGGCUGUGCUGUUAUUGGUAAUAUGUCUCUUAAACAUAUAACAUCUUUAGAUCCCAACGGCCUUUGGGUUUUUUUGGCUUUAUGAUAUUUAAAGUUUAAAAUGGUGGUAAACAAGAUCACAGAAUGCUAACUUCUGUAUUUAAAGCAAUGAUUAAAAGACAGAAAUAAAUUACCCUUAUGUGUUGAAAAAUAUGAAACGAAAUAAUUGUAUUCUACAUUGCGAGACUUGACUUUAAAGCGCAAAAACUUAAAAUUAUUUUCGAUUUUUCUCAGUUUACUAAACACGGCUUCUUAAUAUCUAUGAAACUGUUCCUGUCUAUGAAAUAAAAUAAUGCGAAAGAGGCUCGGCCUCUACCUUAAAAAAAUCCACCGUGUACAGGAUUUAUUUGUCAAACAAACUAUCCUGUUGUAAGUUAUUCCUUCAUCAGUAAAUUUAGGCUGCCGUCUGUUUGAUGCUAUUUGAGUAUACGCAUAAUUCUAUUCAUCAU
Molecule: messenger RNA, 3390 nt
Organism: Rhopilema esculentum
Lineage: Eukaryota; Metazoa; Cnidaria; Scyphozoa; Rhizostomeae; Rhizostomatidae
Product: monocarboxylate transporter 10
Biological process (GO): transmembrane transport
Molecular function (GO): transmembrane transporter activity
Source: RefSeq, a predicted model, not a curated record